Funneliformis mosseae is the source of this 624-nucleotide messenger RNA. The record is from the annotation of a GenBank genome assembly. NCBI's taxonomy places the organism in Eukaryota, Fungi, Glomeromycota, Glomeromycetes, Glomerales, Glomeraceae.
AUGGUAAAUAGGGCCAUUAAGAACAUUGUCGAUCAAAAUAGAGUUUCUAGUUUAUUUCGAGAGACUUUCACUGGACCUUCAUGUUUAUACCAUUGGCUAAUUAAUCAGAGACCUAAAAGUUACCUUAGAAGAAAUUUGUCAUACAUUCAAAAAUCUCGUAGAAAACCGGUAAGAACAUCUAAUUUUAAUCAAAGAGAACGACGCCUAACACUUGAAGAAUUGUCUAAGCGUCGUAUACAAGAAGACGAAAACAUUUCCACUAGUCGAGUUUAUAGAACUCUUAAUCUUACGAUUGAUGAGUUGGUCACAAAUGCAAGCCAUUCUUCAGAAAAUAAACGCUUUAGUGCCGAAUGUGAAGUUGCUCUUUUCGAAAUAAAGGAAUCAUUUGUUGAAUAUAUAUAUGAUAUUAAAAUUCUUAAUCAAUUUAGGGGACUUGCUGAUCGCAAUCUUCCAGAAGUUUGUAUUCAGUUUUCUAAGUCACGCGGUGAUCAAAUAAUAUCGUUGGAUUUGAGAAAUGAAUUUGCAUUUCAUUUACUAAAUAUUCUCGAAUUCCAAUUGAUUGAUAGUCAAUGUGUCGCCAAAUGUUUGAGUUACGUGGAUAAGGUUAAUAAUAACAAAAAAUAA